AUGGGCCGCCGCCUGCUGUACAAAACCGAGGAGGAGAGGAAGGAGGCCGCGAAGAGGGCCAGCCAAAGAUAUUACUCCAGACAUAAACAAGAUAUUAACCUUGGGCGCCGAACAAAGUACCGCGAGCUGCAUCCCAACCGGUUAGUACCCUCGGCAGCCCCUCUUACGACUCCCCUUCAGUUUACCAUCUUCUACAGAUUGGAGCAACAGAUGGAAGAUGUGCGUUUACGCGAAGAACGGGAGGAGUUCAAUGCGAGAGACCCCGAAACUUGGUUGAAGCGAGCCCGGGGACUGGCCGCCCGAUUCAAUGCUCAUGUUAAUUCGGCCCCUCGCCUCUUUCUUGACAACCUGUGCCAGCAACUGACCGAUCCGACGCACACCAUGGCUGAACAGUCGCGAGCAAUCACAUCUCUCCGAACCGCUCAGGAACAAUCCUCUCGUUUCCACAAAAGCUCUCUUCGAAACCAGGCCAUUGUUUGGGAGGUGGGAGGUGCGUGUCCGCAGUGGAGAGAGGUUGUGGAAUUGUCCACCCCAAUCACCAACUUCCACCAAAGCAUCGAGGAGAUCGAGACCUUGCACAGUGCUCUCGGACCCUUACAGCUUAGGCAAGAGUGGUCACAAGGUGCCCUUCACUUCCAGAAUGUCUGGCCCGCAUCAACGUAG
Molecule: messenger RNA, 663 nt
Organism: Coprinopsis cinerea okayama7#130
Lineage: Eukaryota; Fungi; Basidiomycota; Agaricomycetes; Agaricales; Psathyrellaceae
Exons: 3
Coding region: 1-663 (220 amino acids)
Source: RefSeq, a predicted model, not a curated record